CGGUGGAUGGAAGGUCGGCGGAUCGAGGGUCAGCAGAUUGGGGAUCGGCAGAUUGGGGAUUGGUGGCUUGGGGGUCAGCCCGUUGAGGCUGGGUGGAUGGAAGGUUGGCAGAUCGAGGGUCAGCAGAUUGGGAAUCGGCAGAUUGAGGGUUGGUGGCUUGGGGGGUGGCAGAUUGGGGGUCAGCCGGUUGAGGGCCGGUGGAUGGAAGGUCGGCAGAUCGAGGGUCAGCAGAUUGGGGAGCGGCAGAUUGAGGUUCGGUGGCUUGGGGGUUGACGGAUCACGGGCCACUGGAUUGAAGGGUUAAGAGGAGAGAAGGUCAGCGGAUCGAGAGUUGACAGAUUGGGGGUCGGCGGAUUGAGGGUCGGCAGAUGCAAACUGACCUGCCUCCUUCGUACUUGGGUUUUUCGUCUCCGUGGUUCCUUGCGGCGCCAGCUCGAUCCUGACGGGCAGGAGAACCUGCCUGCUUUGUACUUAUGUUGUUCAUCUCUCUCCCUGUUUCCUGCCCUAAUCACCUGGAUCUGCUGACGGACAAGAGUACGUUAUCAUCGUGCUCAGACUUGUAAUGAUCGCAUCUUCUUUUUCCUGGGUGUCUACCAUGUGCAGUUCGAUCUUGUUUCUGUGGCAUAGAUCAUCAUCAUCAUCAUCAUUAGCGCAUUAGUUGUCACUGUGCUCCCCAUCUCCGUCGUUCCUUCCGUAAUCGGCUCUGUCCUGACAGAUAAGAGUACAUUACCGUCGCAUUCACUCUUGUAGUGAUCCCUUCUCCUUCUCUCUGGGUGUUCACGAUGUGCAGUUCAAUUUCUUUUCUGUCGCACUGAUCAUCAUCAUCAUCAUCAUCAUCAUCAUCAUCAUCAUUAUCGUUAGCUUAUUUCUUGUCGGUGUGCUCCCUUCCCGCUUUGCGCAUUGCGGUGUUCCUCUUGUCCACUGAAGAUCUGGCGGCAACCGGAGAGCACCGAUCUGCUUGGGUCAUGUGAGGUAGGGGAGGGGGGACUUGAGAGAGAGUCUUUUUGGCUGCCGUGAGCAGUUGUUGCUGUGACGCUUUGUGUUGCGUUCCUUACUUCGGUUUUUGCCGUGAUGUCGUCAGUGGAUCUCUCCUUCUCCCGAGAAGAUCGGGUCUAUCACCCUUCCGAGUCUGUAGAAGGCACCAUCGUUGUGAAUGCUGCUGCACCUAUUAUUCACUCGGGCAUAUCUCUAUCCGUUUCUGGCGGUGUGAUGGUCCAAUUGUUUGGCAAGGGAGUGGGUGUGUUGGAGGUUUUGUCCGGCGGAGGAUCAAAGUCUGUGCCCUUAUUUGAGAGGAAGGUAGAGCUGAGCCAUCCAGGGAAACUUACGGAAGGAAAGUCGGAGAUUCAGUUCAAGAUUCACCUCGGUCCCUUGACUGGACCUGGCCGACCUGCCAACGCGAGCUCUGCGCCCUCCUCCUCUGCUGGCGGAGGGUUCACGGCUCCUACCUUGCUCCCUACGUACCACGGCGUCUAUGUGAACAUUCAAUACCUUAUCACUGUGGAGAUUCGCAGAAGCUUCCUGCAAAGGACCCUUUCGUGCGUCUCCGAGUUUAUCGUCGAAGGCAAGCGAGAACUGGUGCUGGUACCGCGCCCGCUGUCGGCAGCAGAGCCCAUAAAGUUCAUCAUCACUCCUGACACUCACAACCACCCACUGGGUCCGGCCUUGCGAGCAGCGGGGGGGUUUCGCAUCUCCGGUUCCUUGGCUAGCAUCUGCUCUGUGGAUGAGCCGUUGAUCGGAGAUCUGACAGUGGAGAAGUCCUCGCUACCCAUCAAGUCUAUCGAGGUGCAGUUGAUGCGGGUGGAGUCGGUGCCGCUCCACGACAAAACUCUGAGGGAAGUUUCUGCGGUUCAGACCACUGAGGUGGCAGUCGGUGAUGUCUGUCGCCGUAUGAUGCUCCCCAUCUACGUGAUUCUACCACGGUUAACGGUCUGUCCGAUGAUAGUGACUCAGGCCUUCGCUAUCGAGUUUGAAGUCAAUGUCGUCGUCACGUUCGAUUUGACAAAGCUCAAACCGACCAUGAUGUUGCACAGCAAAGGUAAGCACCCACAGAACAGUGCCGCCGCCAUCAAGGAAACCCUCCCACUCAGAGUAGUUGCAGCCUGAUUAAUAAUAUCUCCUCCUUGCUUGCAGACUCCACGAUGUGUCCGCAAUAGCCAAGGUGCACGCACAUCUGCAGCAGCAGAGGUUUGUCCACAGUGUGCUCUUGUUGCAUGGCUCAUUUUCCUCAGAACAUUCUCUUUUUUGGAAAGUCAAAUUCUUCACUGCAAUCGUUUUGUGUGGGAGCCUCUCUGGAAAAGUUUGAUACGACCUGUGUUUCGUCCAGCAGACACGCCUUUCUGAAACUGUUUUUGUUUCUUUUUUUUAAUUUUUUUAAUUUUUUUGUUUGUUUGUUUGUUUGUUCCUGCGUGCCAAUGGACCACAGAUCAGAUAUUAAACUGAUGAGACCAGAAUCAAUCGCUGAUACUGGA
Molecule: messenger RNA, 2468 nt
Organism: Chara braunii
Lineage: Eukaryota; Viridiplantae; Streptophyta; Charophyceae; Charales; Characeae
Source: the annotation of a GenBank genome assembly